Molecule: messenger RNA, 1653 nt
Organism: Eublepharis macularius
Lineage: Eukaryota; Metazoa; Chordata; Lepidosauria; Squamata; Eublepharidae
Gene: NME8
Product: NME/NM23 family member 8
Exons: 15
Coding region: 1-1653 (550 amino acids)
Source: RefSeq, a predicted model, not a curated record
AUGGCAGGCAAGAAAAAGGAAAUUCAGCUGCAGGCAACAAUACUCAAUCAGACUCAGUGGGAUGAUAUGUUGUUGGUUAAAGGUCUAACAGUAGUAGAUGUUUACCAAGCUUGGUGUGGGCCUUGCAAAGCAGUCGUUAACCUGUUCAGAAAAUUAAAAAAUGAAUAUGGUGAAGAUGACCUUCUACAUUUUGCUGUGGCAGAGGCCGAUAGCAUUUUGACUCUAGCUCCAUUUAGGGAGAAAUGUGAACCUGCAUUUAUCUUCUGCGUGGAUGGCAAAAUGAUAGAUGUAGUAAGAGGAGCAAAUGGACCUCUCCUGAAUAAAAAAGUAGUGGCACUAAUAGAACAAGAGAGAAAAAUCAUAGCAGGGGAAAUGCCACGGCCUGAGGUUCCCGAACUUGUAUUUGUGGAAGAGAAAGACUCAGAUGAAGAAGCAGAGGAAGAAGAAGAUUUAGAGGAAGAAAAAUACAAUGUUGUCAUCAUAAAACCCGAUGCAGUCGCUGAAGGAAAAGUUGAAGAAAUUGUACAAACGAUUACAGCAGCAGGUUUUAUCGUUGUCGCACAGGAUGAGAGGAUUUUACAAGAAGAGGAAGUUAGGGAGUUUUACAGAAGCAGAGCAGAAGAGCCUGACUUUGAAGACUUCAUUGCAUUUAUGGUGGCUGGACCAAGUCACAUUCUGAUAGUUGCAGAAGGUAAAGAAGAGAUGUUAAAUUUAUGUGAAAUUAAUGAUAGCAUAGAGGAAGCAAGCAGGCAGCUUGCCUUCUUCUUUCCUAGUUUUUCCAGGAAAAAGAAAGGCCCUGCUGUCGAAAGAACAUUGGCCUUGAUUAGACCGGCACUCUUAAGGGAAAGAAGAGAAUCUAUUCUGAAGAGGAUUGAGGAUGAUGGUUUUACAAUAGCAAUGCAAAAAGAAAUCAUUCUGUCAGAAGAGCAAGCUCGACUGUUUUACAAGGAACAUGAAAAUCAAGAUUUUUUCCCAACACUCCUAGCAGAAAUGACCAGUGGACCAACUCUUGCGCUUGCUUUGGUGCGAGAAAAUGCAGUACAAGAAUGGAGAAAUGUACUGGGCCCAAAGACUCUUGAGGAAGCAAAGGAACAAUGUCCAAACAGUUUGCGUGCUGAGUUUGCUGUUGAAAAUGCGCCUAUCAAUCAGCUCCACGGUAGUUCUUCUGCUUCUAAAGCUGCAGCGGAAUUAGAAUUCUUCUUCCCAGUGGAGCACACUUUGGCUGUCAUUAAGCCCUCUGCUCUUAUAGAACACAAAGAUGAGAUUAUAGGUCAGGUCAAAAAUGCUGGAUUUAUAAUAUCUGAAAUGCAAGAAACGCGCAUAACUCCAGAAAUGGCAACACAGUUUUACAAAGGUCAUGAAGGGCAGCCGUUUUAUGAGCAGCUUGUGGAAUACAUGUCCAAAGGCCCGUCAAUGGUGAUGAUUCUAACCAAAGAAAAUGCUGUGGAAGAGUGGCGAAAAUUAAUGGGGCCAACAGAUCCAGAAAAAGCUAAAGAGACUGCUCCUCAAUCACUACGUGCUCGAUUUGCUAAAGAUAUUUUGCGCAAUGCGGUUCAUGGCUCAUCGAAUGCAGAUCAUGCUUUAGAAACCAUUGAAUUCCUCUAUGGCGAUAUUGAUCUAGAGAGCCUCAAACACAAAUAUGUAUAUCUGUAA